UCUUAAUAGAUAGCUAGCAGGAAAUGCCUCGUCUAGGCUCUGCUAGAGAGUAGCGAGGGGAGGGCACGGAACCGCCGGGUCCCUCUUGGGCCGGCACUGAGCGGCUCUAAAGGGGGCCAGGCAGCUCUGGCCUUUGAGACGCACCUCUUUGCGCAGCCCCAGUGGCUCGCCUUGCUCUGUCUCAGCCGAUGGUCGAGAGUUAAGCUAUCCCCUGUCCCCUUGCGCGACGAUGGAAGAAGUAAGGAAAACCACGGUGCAGAGGCAGAGCCCCAUCAAGACUGAAUGGAAUUCCCGCUGUGUCCUUUUUACCUAUUUCCAAGGGGACAUCAGCAGCGUGGUGGAUGAGCACUUCUCCAGAGCGCUGGGCACUGUCAGGAGCCCCCAGGGACUGAGCCCUUCCGGCCGCAGCGGGGAUGUGAUCCUGAGGAAUGAUAGUGCCAUGCCUCCAAAUCAGUGGCGUUUCUCUUCUCCGUGGACAAAGCCACAGCCGGAAGCAUCUUUUGCAAAUGGUGCCGCCAGCUGCAGCUUGAGCGGAUCUGGUCCCCUGGCGGUGGAUCAGUACCCACUGUCUCUGACCGGGAGCCCCUCCGUUCAGCCCAGCGAGCUGCGGCAUUUCUCCUCCCUCGCCAGCCCCAGCUUCCCAGAGCCUGGCUACCCUCAUGCCUUCUCCACUGGGCACUUGGUUCCAGAGCCCCAGCCCGAUGGGAAAUAUGAGCCUCUCCUGAGUCUGCUCCAGCAAGAGAGAUGCCUUGCGCAUCCUCAGGAAUCUGCCUCGUGGGAGACCGGCAGCUCUGCCCAGACCGUCGGAAGCACCGGAUUGCUCUUGAACCUGCCUCCCAGCUCAGCCCCCUUUAAGAAAAUCUAUUUCCCCCCAGAUGGUGGAUCUGCUGGUGCCAGCCUUGCAGCCGAAAAAAGCCGGGCUCCAGAGAGAAGAAAAGAUUUGUUCUUUUACUGAAGCUUGGUCUGAAGAUGAGAAUUCCCUUUUGCGAACCUGCCUAUGGUUUCCUCCUGCGAAUCCGCGAGUCCAGAGACUUCACCGUCCUUUUCUCUUUGUGCCACGAAAGAGUGCCGAGUCCGGAGCAAGUUGCUGUUCUCCCCGAAAUUCAAUACUUCUCUUCCUUGGCACCCGUGCCCUGUGGCAGGUUUUUUUUUUUUAACUUGUUAAGUGAAUCCUGAGCAUGGAAGAUGGUUAAAGAGCUGUCCAGGGUCCAGCUGACCCUUUGCACCCAUUGCCCUCCUACUCAGAAGUCAGCGCCCUUACUCUCCUUCAGUAUCGUCCACAUCAAGUGAGCCUGUGGUACCCAAUGGGGUUGUCCCACCCUUCCACCUGAAGUGUCCUAGCCUUGACCCCAGACCAUGGGCAAUUUCCCUCUUUCCUCUACCCAAAGCAAAAUGGAAAUGGGGUGGGCAAGACCCAUUGAGAGUAGCUUGAGGCUGGGCACUCUGCAUCCUCCAAGUCUGGAAGGAAGCUGAAAGGGUCUCAGGCUGAUCGUGAUGAAGGAGAUACUUUCACUUGGAAAAUUGGAUUCUUCCACUCCGAAAAAGUGAUGGUUGCAAAUGGAAUUGCUGAGCAAUCUAAGAACUAACUUUCUGCACAUUAGGAAGCAAACUCUCCCAGCCCAAGUGGGGCCUAGAGUAAGUUCUGUAUCCAGAACAUUUCUGAGAUGCAAUUCCCUGAGUUCCUGGCUGCUCUCACUCUCGGGAGAAGGAGCCUGGCAUCUGACACCCCACAGGCGCACAUCCGUGCCUUUAAGGCUUCAGCAGUGGCUCAGAACCUUUACUGUAGCUCUUCCACUGUCGAUGACAUCUGGGAAAUAGUAACUUUCUGUUCAGCACAGAACCGCUGAGGCCACACAUGCGGCCGCCCACAGCAUCUUUUACACGAAUUGGAGGUGAAAGGCAAGGCUGGCUCCGAGACACAGCAGCAGGAUCUCCUUGCAGAUAGUCCCAGAUAAAAUGACAGAUUUUCCCAAACCCAUUCAUCUCUCCAAUCUGGUAGACAGCCUGGGGUCCAGCGUGAGCUCAGUACUUAACCCCCGACAAGCCCCGAAGCCUCUGCCGCCAGCGUCCCCCAUAUGCACACCCCACUUGCUCCCAUGUAACAGCUCAGAGGGUGAAUAAUAAAAUGACAUCUCUGGC
Molecule: messenger RNA, 2139 nt
Organism: Sus scrofa (pig)
Lineage: Eukaryota; Metazoa; Chordata; Mammalia; Artiodactyla; Suidae
Gene: VGLL1
Product: vestigial like family member 1
Biological process (GO): regulation of DNA-templated transcription
Cellular component (GO): nucleus
Source: RefSeq, a predicted model, not a curated record